This is a messenger RNA of Xiphophorus hellerii (green swordtail), 9974 nucleotides long. It is a transcript of the gene usp43a, whose product is annotated as ubiquitin specific peptidase 43a. The record is from RefSeq and is a predicted model, not a curated record. Bases 1379 to 5062 code for a protein of 1227 amino acids. NCBI's taxonomy places the organism in Eukaryota, Metazoa, Chordata, Actinopteri, Cyprinodontiformes, Poeciliidae. Gene Ontology annotation, molecular function: cysteine-type deubiquitinase activity. The transcript has 16 exons. Gene Ontology annotation, biological process: protein deubiquitination.
AUUAUGAUGUUGCUGAACCUGGACCUGACCACCUGCAGCAACCCCAGAUUAUAGCGCUGCCCCACAGGCACUUGUUAUGAUUGGUGCAUCACAUCAUCUGCCUCUCUUCUUAUACUGAUGCGGCCAUCACUGUGGAAAAAGGUAAAUCUGGACUCAUCAGAUCACAAGACCUUCUUACAUCGCUCUAGAGUUCAAUCUUUAUACUCAUGCAAAUUGAAACUAUUUUCUCCAGUUAGCCUUACUGACCAAUGGCUUUCUUAUGGCUACACAGCCGUUGAGUCCUAAUCUCUUGAGUCCUUUUCACAUUGCGUGUGUGGAGAUGCUCUUUCUUUCACUAUUUGACAUCACCAAGAGUUUAAUUAAUCACGGUCAUUCAGGGGUUUUUUCCAACCACAUUUCUUACUCAAACUCAAUGGCUCCCCACUUCUUUGACUUUUUAAUAAUGUGUUAGACAGUUAACUCAGUGUUAUAAUUUGUGCAAUCUCCUCGGAUGUUUUCAUGCUUCAUAACAAUAAUUUGACCCUACAGAUUAACAUCUUCUACACAACCACGGAAUGCAUCUUUCCACAUGGUUGUUUAAGAUUGCAUCAGCUGGGGAUAAAUAACUUAUCUGCUGGGGGACUCAGUUGCACUAAAGAGGCAUUCUUUUAGGCCAGGCCAAUUUGGACUAAUUCAGAAGUAGUUUUGAUGUUGUUCCUCUGACGCUGAAAGAUACUGUAGAUUCAACCAAGAAAGGUCAUUGGUGGUUUCUCCGCUACUUUUUGGAAAAUCAAGGCAGGCUAUGAUGUAAUUGAUCCUACAGGGGGCAGCUUAAGGCUAUAGAGCUUUGACACCUAAUCUAGUCAACUUCCUUCUUCCCAGUGUUUUUACAAACGUUUAAAGUUGAAGGUAAACUCAGCAGUUCAUUGGAGCAACUCAUUCAUGUUUUAGUUGGCCAAAGUGUGUGAUCAAGUUCUUUGUCCUAAGAGUGGCCAUAAGAAUGAAACCUUCAAAUAGCUCCCUGCGGGUCCAUGAGCAGCCUAGGAGAGAGGGAUAACAGCGGGGUAAGGCGAGUCAAAGAUCGCCAGACGCUCAUUCAUCACGGAGAGCCAUCCAUGAGGAAGUGCAGCUCACUGGAGCUGCGCUGUGCGGGAAGACAAGUCGCUCUGCUCGGUGCGGAGAUCGUGACCCAUCGAAAUGUGAUAAGAUGUCUGGGGGAUCAUGUCAGUGAUCAUGUGCCUUAUUGGCACCGAGCCGGUGGCUGCUGAGCCGUAAGGUGUGUGGAGUGGAGGGGGAAGUAAAGCUGAGGAGGAGGGGUGGACAGCCUGGCAGACAGGUGCACUCCUGUUCUCAAUCUUCUUUCAUUUUCUCUCGGUCCCGUUCAGCGACUGCAUGAGCCAUGGACAGCCGCAAGGAGAGCAACACAAGAAAACAGUCGAUGAAAUCCAAAUCGUCGAAGGAGCAGAAAUACAGAAGUGGAAAGUUCGUCAGGAGGAAAUCGCUGCGUUCUUUUGGGAAUUUCAUGGGAAGGAUCCUGAAAACUUUGGGCACUUUAGCGCACUUGGGCGACGCAGAGCCGCCGGACGCGGAGGAGGACGACGGCGGCUUCGUGCGGAGCGCCUCGGGCGGCUGCGAUUUCUCGCAGACCUCCAGGGAGGGAGCCGCGAAGAGGGGCUCCGCGGUGUCCUCCUAUCACGGCUCGGUGAAGGAGAGGCUGUCGUGGUGCUACGGCGACAAGACUCCCGGCGUGUUGGGACUGAAGAACCACGGGAACACCUGCUUCAUGAAUGCCGUGGUCCAGUGUCUCAGCAACACGGACCUGCUGGCCGAAUACCUCGGGCUGGGGCAGUACAAGUCGGAUAUUAGCAGCGGGAGGGCGAACGGUGAGAUGAGGGCGGAUGAGACGCGGAGCUCCGAGGGUGAAGUAACCGAGCAGCUGGCGUCGCUGGUUCGAGCGCUGUGGACGCUGGACUACACCCCGCAGAUGUCUGGAGAGUUCAAGAGCAUAGUGUCAAAAUACGCCUCUCAGUUUCGGGGAAACUCUCAGCAUGAUGCACUUGAGUUUCUCCUCUGGCUGCUGGACAGAGUUCAUGAAGAUGCCAAUCCAACUCCUGACAACAACAGCAGCAGCAAGACCAAAGCCAGCAGUAAGGCAACCAGUGCGUCAGAGAAUCCUUCCAGUUUACCCAGCACACAGCAGCCUCGGGGUCGCCACAGCUUUGUCCAAGAACACUUUCAGGCUCAGUACAGGUCUUCCUUGACGUGCCCUCACUGCCUUAAGCAAAGCAACACCUUUGACCCAUUUUUAUGCAUCUCUCUACCGCUUCCCCUGCGACAGACCAGGCCGCUGUGUGUGACGCUGGUGUUCAGCACAAAGGGUCAGAGGUACCUGCGAGUGGGGCUUGCUGUGCCUCUGUUUGGUUCUGUAUCGUCCCUGAGAGCCAUGGUAGCAGCAGAAGGCAACAUCGCUCCUGAUCAGGUCAUCCUGUCCGAACUUUACUCCACCGGUUUCCAGCGUUCCUUUUCAGAUGACGACGACUUGACCGCCAUCGCCGAUAGCGACGUCGUCUACGCCUUCCAGGCUCCUCCAAACAGCAGUCGUGGAGGCUCUGUUCCUCACUCAGGGUAUCACCACAGCCUCCCAUCAUCUCCAUACUCCUCCACCACAGGGCCCAAUGGUCAGAAGUUGCCUGCAUCAGGACGACUCUCCUCAGAGUACCUGAAUCAGAGCAGCUCCUCCAAGGUUCUCCUGCUCAUGUGCAAUACAACUGGGUCUGGACAGCAAGCUGCCAGAUUUGGGCCUCCUUUUCUCAUGCUUGAAGACAGGAAUAUCUCGUGGGAGCAGCUGCAGCAGAGCAUCCUCAGCCAGCAGUAUUAUCUCAUGCUGAAUGGAUCCCAGGCUCAGAAUGCUGGCGUUGAAUUUAAGGUCAGAGUGGUUAGUGGAUCCACAGCCUACAGCUACUUGUCCCCAAAGGACAGUCGACCAUUGUGCCACCCUGCAGUUGACAGAGCUUUAAAGUUUUGUGGACCAGGAGGACCUCCUCAUGUGAAGCUUGUUAUUGAGUGGGACCACAGCUCUAAAGAACGUUUGUUUGGCAGCAUCCAUGAGGAGGUGGUGAAAGACGCAGAGAGUGUCAGAAGCCAGCAGCAGCAACACCUGCAGCAGCACAAUUGCACCUUGGACGAAUGCUUCCAGCUUUAUACCAAAGAAGAACAGCUUGCUCCAGACGACGCCUGGAAGUGUCCGCACUGUAAGCAGCUGCAGCAGGGCAUGGUGAAGAUGAGCCUGUGGACGCUGCCUGACAUCCUCAUCCUCCACCUCAAGCGCUUCCGUCAGGUUGGUGAACGGAGGAACAAGCUGUCUACCCUGGUUCGGUUCCCCCUGACUGCGCUGAACAUGGCCCCUCAUGUAGCGAAGAGUAGUCAAAGUAUGAAGAAUCUGCAUUCGGGGUCUUCUUCCUCUUCCCGGAAACAGCCUUCAGGCCAAACUCAUCAUCCUGCUGACUCACUCCUCCCGCAAGAUUGCCUGUACGACCUCUAUGCUGUGUGUAACCAUCAUGGAGGAAUGCAUGGAGGACACUAUACAGCUUACUGUAGGAACUCUGUGGAUGGCCAGUGGUACAGCUACGAUGACAGCAGCGUGGAUCUGGUGCCAGAGGACGAAGUGUGUACCAAGGGAGCUUACAUCCUUUUCUACCAGAAACGCAACGUUAUUCCUCUGUGGUCGGCCAGUAGCUCUGUUCGAGGAUCCAUAAGUUCAUCAGUGUCGGACCACUGGCUAAUCAGACUAACAGGGGAGAGCAAGAGAGGCAGUUUGGUGUCUCCUUCCUCCAACAACAUCUCGUCUUUAUCAGACUCUGCAGAGCCUCCCGUGUUCCACAACAAAGACUUUGAAGAAGAAAGGGGUGGCUUUGAAAGCCGCCCGUUUGUGCGAGGGCUUCAGGGACGCAGCGUAAGUAUGAGAGUUCCCUCCAAGCCAAAAGAAAGCCUGAGCAAAAAGCUUCCUUUGCGCUGGUCCCUCGGUUCAAAAGAGAGACGAAAACCUGAGCAAAUGUCUCCUCCAACGCAAGACCCCGACCCUGCAGAGCUAGUGGAGUACUUAGAGUCUGGUCGACGACCCCGGUGCACCAAGGAUUCAAUAGUAAACCUGAUGAAUGAGUCGCGUAGCAGCAAAAAACCCUCUGUAGGUCGGGCAGCCAGUGUUCGAUCUGCAACUGUUGGCAGUAUGAGUUGUGUUGGUAAGAUGGAAGAGGAGCCACAUUACUCCCAGGUUCCAGAGGGUCAGAGAAGGCCGUUGGAACGAACGUCAGAAAAGACAUCUGGGAAGACGGCCAGUCUGAGACGGAAAAAGGAAAACGUGGCAAAAGAAGAGAGCUCAGGGAAUAUGAGCGCUAGCUCUGGUAGCAACACCCUUUCCAGGAAGAAGGAGGGCAGGAGGGAGAGCUCUGCUAAAUCUUCACAAGAUUCAGAGAGAAAACUGAGUUCCAGCACCGGAGUCCGUCAUAGUUACAGCACAUCAAGCCUUCAGGAUGGAACUCUAAGAAGGCAAAAGGGAGACAAAGCGAAUAAGGAUCACCACAGCUCUGAAGCAGACAAGUCAAAGACAAUAAAAGACGAAGUGCCCAAGAGUCAAGACAGUCUCUUCUCGUUUCUAAAAGGCAACUUCCUAAAGAAGGAUAAGAACUCUAAAAAGUCCAAGGAUGGUGAGUCAGAAAAAAAAGGUGGUGAAGAGAAAGGCAGGAGGACUUCGUCCAGGACGUCAUUACCUAACGGAGCAGCUGGAGGAAGAACUGGAGUGGAAGGAAGCAAAUCAAAUAGUUCAGGCCGUCGGAUUGAUGAACUGGCAAAUGGAAAGUUAGGACGCUCCACAGCUGACAUUAGACGCUCGCAGAGCUCCUCUAACAUUCCCACUAAAGCAGAGCAAAGCAUACGCAGGACAGCGUCCUUACAUCGUAAUGGGAUGUCCACAACGCCAGCACAACGUCUGACCACAGACAAACAGUCUUACAGCACUCUGCAGAGGAAUCGCUACAGCACACACUCGCUGGGCCGCAAGAAGACUGUCCCCGAGUCCAGCUUCUGACGCAGGGAGUCUUCUGCCGACGGAGAGCAAACAACUCACCGUCUUUUUGAUCAAAGCAAUAGAGCUUUACUUACAAUGAAGUGAUUUAGUGUUCCCGGAAAAUAAACAACUCAAGUAGUUUGCACAAUAAAGCUGAGAAACAUGAACUUGACAUGGGAAACCUGUGGCCUCCCCAUUAAGACAUAUCAGUGGGAACACAUUUUAUCAGUAAUAUAUAUAUUAUGUUUUUAUGAUUUAAAAGAAGUGCCUAAGCAACACAAAUGCAGUUAUAAUGAUUUAUUUUUCGUCUAUCAUCCUGGACUAGCAGGAACUGGACUUAUUUCCUACUAAUGCAGUAUGAAUGUUGAAAGACAUCACUCCAUUUUUAACUGGAAUGGUUUUAUCAUCAGGGCACAAUGACUGUUCAUUUAUAAGAAUGUAUUUUCUCUACUUGAUUAACAGCAGUGCUUUGAGUUUGUGUUUUCUGAUUAUUGUUAAAUAUUAUUUGAUGAAACCUUUAUGCAUCGAAUCAUUUCCAUAUGGUUAACAAUGCGGGUGUGAUUAUUCAGUGCUUUAACCUUCAGCGAUUGCCUACUGUGAAGAAAGAUUAAUAUAUGAUGUAACUAAGAUUGAUUUUUUUUUUAAAAACAUAACACUAUAUUUUUUUCAGGACUUGAGCUGCUGCUUUUUUUCUGUAACCCCUUCAUGAUGUUUUUUGUUCAUAAUUCAGUGUUUUGCUUGAACUCUAAAAUCUUUUGAUGCAUACAUUCAUCUGUGGGAGUACGGUGGUGAAGCACCUGGAAGAGACGGAGAGUUUUUUUCCCGUCUUUGCUCAAAAUGCAGAAAUGUAGCCAGACUGGUUCUUUGUUUACUGCUGAUCUUAUUUAUGGUGGUAGAAAAUUUACCUCUUUCAGCCUUAUUCCAUUAAAUAUUCCAGUGAAUAUUCCUCUCAAAUAGCUUAAAUUGUUUUUGUUUUUUUGCAUUCUGCAGCAGAAAACUGUCAGCAUCUCAACUGAGAGAAACAGAGACGAGAUUUGACACCAAAACCUAAGACGUUUAAGUUUAUUUAAUGUUUCUGUAUAAAUCAUUCCAUGCACUAUUUUCACAUGAUUUUACAUUUGCUUUUGCUGCAUCCUUGUUGUCAUACAAACUAAGUAAAUGGCUGGAAAUACUGCAACAGUUAAAAAAAAAAAACAAUAUCAAACCUGUUUUAGCCCAAGCCGAAUCUUAAAAGAAGAAAUUCGCAUUGGUACACAUCAUUUUAUAAAACUGUUUCCAUCAGUUUGUGCACCUUCCUCCUGUACUUCAUCAAAGUAGCAAAAAUCCUCAUAGAUUUGCACUGCAGCCCUUGGGCAACUGGUUCAAUCGUCAGUGUUUUUUCAUUUAAAGGAAGAAGAAAUCUGUUUAAAUCUCUGUUUUGAAUACUAAUAACAGUGUUUUGCAUUUAGUGUAAGCUCAAGGGUGCUGCUGUCAACUCAGACAAGUUUGAUGUUUGAUGCCCGACAACUUUUUCCUGUAUUUACCUGGAAAAUGUUCUAACAUAUUUUAAAUAGCUGAAGAUAUGUAAUCAGUUGUGUAACCCAAAUAUUUCUUUUUAGACACUAGUUACCCUACUCAAGAUAUUAAUUUUACAUUUAUUUUAAUACAUUAAAACUCCAAAGAGCAGCCAAAGCGUGGCUAAGGGUGUAGCUGAUUUUUUUUAUUUUGGAAAGCUAACCGUUUUAUCUCAGUCUAAUAUUCUUUAGGCUUAGUUAGAGCAGAGACGGAACAAAGCUAAACAUAAAAAGCACUUUGAACUCCAGAGUGGGCAUCUGCCAAGGAGCCAAAUUGUCGAAUCAAGAGGGAUUUUCAAAAGAUGUUUUUAUUUAUUUUUUUUAUUUAAUGAGAAGUCUUUAUGUUUUAGAAUAAGAGAAACAAACACAGGACAAAUGCUCAAAGCCUUUGUUGACAUUAUUGUUAAUAUUAUCAAACUGAAGGCCUGGGGGCCAAAUCCGGUCCGCCACAGCUUUUUAUUUGGCCCUCUGAACAUAAAAGACCACAUAAAUAUAUUUCAAGAUAUAGCUUUGUGCUUAAACAUUUUAUUAAUCAAAUCAAGACAUUUUUUAUCUGUAUACUCAAAUAUACAGAUUUUUAUUCAUAUUUUAACAGUUGGUUAGCGGGUGGUUUGUCGAUGUGUUCUGCUAUGACCGGCCCCUUAAGGACAUUCAUGAUCUUGAUAUGGCCCAAAAUGAAAAUCAGUUUUUCCCUCCUGCUCUACAUAUUCACUUCACAUGUGUACAAAACAAGUGUUAUUUAAAAAAUACUUUGUAAAACGGCAAACAAAAUUAAGCUAUUUAUUUCUGUUUGGAAAGAAAACUCUAACAUUUUUUAGUUUGAUUUAUUUCGACCAUGCAAUAAAAGAAGAAAAUAGAACAAAACUGAUCAAUACUGAACAAAACUUUUUCUUCACCCUAAUUACUUCCAUCUUUGUCUAUUAGAUUGCCGCCAGAAAUCCUGUAAUACUUGUGAUUAGAAAACAGAAUCAGCAUUUUAAAUAUCUGGAGCAUUGCCAAAUAGUGUUGUGGCUAAAUAUUCUCUCAAGACAUUUAGAGCUCAUGUUUUUUUGUGUGUGUUUUUUUUACUGUUUACCCUUUCCUCUCAGUCAUGAACAUUUAUAACGUACAUUUGAAGUUUAAUUGAAACAGAAACAAUAAAAACACACAACAUAAAAAUGGCACUGAUUUUAUUUCUAGCACAAAAAGCCAAAAUGUGCAUUUGCAAAGUGGACCUUAAUGUCUUUGUUAAAAAAAAUAUAUAUAUAUAUAUAUAUAUACACAGUAGGAACUUUUUCAAAUGUUCCACUCUGAAAAGCAUUUUGAAAAAUCUUGUGAGAAAGUGUUUUGUGAAUCCUGCAUAACGAAGGAUUAGUUUCUCACUCUGACUGGAAUUUAUCUCAAGAGAAAGACGAGUUUUUCUUGUGUCGUCUAAUUUCUACUUUCCUGAUAUCAACCUGCUUGGUUGGAAAGUAGGGCAUGAAGAUUGUGUUUAUAAGGAGUACAGAAUAUUUAAAGUCAGCUAACACAACAAAGGAAAACAAAGAACUAAGUGAAUGUUAUAGUGACUUGUAGCUGCACUGCAUCAGUGUCAAACUCCAUCUCAGUCUGCUGCUGUAGACGUGUCUGCAGUUCUAACGUUUUCUACCUGGAAGCUCCUCACCUGAUAACUUAAUGCCAGAUAGCAGUUUUUAUUUCAAACAGGAAAUAUGUUUGUCAUCUUUUUUUUUUUUACACAAAGAACACCAAACACCAGCCUCAGUAAAAUAUUAAGUAUUUAUGACCAUGAUGUAGUUUGUAUGGAGCACAACAUUCACCUUGUACAUUGCUGAGAAAAUUUUUCCACCUUACAGAUUUCUUUCAUGUUUUCUUUUUUUGUCACCUUUACAAGUUUCAAAUCAUCAGAAACAUUUUAUUAUCAGACAGUGACAAUCUAACUAAAUGCAAGUAGUAGUAGUAGUAGUAGUUUUCAAAUAUUGUUUUAUUUAAUUACUAAAGUUAUCCAAACCAACUUGGUUCUGUAUAAAAAAGGGAUUGUCCCCCUUGUUAUAACUUGAAUUAAAUUUGAUUGGAAUCACUUAAACGCACUGAUCUGACAACAUGAAGUAGGCUGAAAUAUCUCCAAAAUCAAUAUAUAAUGCUUCAAUCUACAGAAUUUAUUAAAUAAUAAGGAACUGAUCUACAGCAUCUGAUUUACACCUGGAGUUUGAGGCACAGUGAGAGUUUUUAUCCACAAAUAAACUAAAUCUGUCCAAGAACGCAUUGAAAAGUCCCACUCAUCAUUUGAAUAGUUUCAGAGGUAAAACAACAAACUUCUGACAAAAAACACAAAAGACUAGUCACACAUUUGCCAAAUUACAACGUAAUAACUCACUUUAAUUGAUGGAUUUAUAAAUUCUGCUAUCUACCAGAAAACACAGCAGAGAAUUACAGGGUGAGAGUUAUUAGGUGUAUUAUGCAAUUAUUUUAUUACACUGGGCCCACUUGGUUUUUAUGGUGUAUUUUUCCCUUAAAGGCUGUAUUUUGAAUUUACUUAGAUUACUUUUGUGUGAUUUUAAGAUUUUUUUUCAAUGUUUUGAAAAACCUUAACUGUGACCAAAAAAGUAAAGAGAAGAAAUCUGAAGAUGGGAUAUUUUUUCAUGCCACUUUUUGUGUGAUUAUGAUUAAUAUCCAGGUACAAUUGUAGCUGCUGCAGUCGAUGAGACUGCAAAUAUCUUUGCACGGGCAUUCAUUUUUAGUUUUCAUUUUUAAAAAUAAUUAUUUGAAUUUGCUUGACUUGAACUUUUAGAAUGAGAGGUGUCUUUUGAUAUCUUAAAAGUUUGUUUUCAAUAUUUAAAAAAAAACCCGUCAUUAAAUACAUGAAGUUGUUUCAUGUGAAGUACUUCAAAUUCUUGUUUAUUAAGUGGUGGUUUGGUGUAAACAAAUUUCCUUUGCAGUUUGUAUUAAAUAGUUUGUAGAAUCUGAUUCCUAACUCUGAACUUUGAAAAUAAGAUUAUUGCAAUAGUUAUAACUUUGUCUAAAUAAAUCAGUAUGUAAUAUUACGCAUAGUGUGAUGAUUGUUGAAAUAUGUUGACAAAUGAACAAAUAUCUGAACUCUAAAAUGGUGACUUUUUAGAUUCUUUACUGGUAUGAUUGUUUCUUAAUCUGCAGAACAUAAGGGCUCUUAAAAUCUGAUAAUUUUGUCUUUUAUAUAUAUAUAUAUUUUUGUCAUUUUAUUGUGAUACUGUUGUGGUGAUUAAUCAUCAAUUUGGUCAGUUAGGCAGUGGUACCAUUGUGUUUAUUUUUUAAAGGUUGUGAAAAGGAUUUAUUUUUGUAAAAUUUUGUACAUCUUUGAUAAACGGAUUUAUGAAAGUACUACUGCAACGAUGUAAACGUUACUGAAAAUACACGAUUAAACCAGA